CGUCUUAAUCAAUCUUCUCCUAUCCGCCACCGUCUCUCUCGCUCGCUCGCUCGAUCGCAUCUCGCCGCCAUUUCGCAAUCUCCAUCGCUGCCCUCUCGAAUUCUCUGUCUCGCGAGAUCUCACGGAGGCGGCGGCGGCAGAAAUCCUCCGGCCGAAAUGACCGGCGUCUAGGGUUUCGGAUUGGCCUCGCGCCGCCGCUCUUCGAGGUUGUUCCGAUCUCGCCGAUUUCCCCGUUUCUCGAUCGACUCCGAGGAGCUUCGAUUUCGCCUCGGGGGGAUCGCGCGGUUUACGAGGCGCUCCGAUUCCGGGGAGGGAGGGAGAACCGCGAUGUCGCAGGGGUAUGCGAUCGAGCUCUACUUCGAUCCGGCGCUCGAGAACCAGGUGCUCAAGGCCUGGAACGUGCUCGCCCGCCGCCAAAUCAGCACCCAGCUCAUCGAGAUCGAGGCUCGCCCCCACAUCACCCUCUUCUCCACCCCCUUCGUCGAGCCCUCGAAGCUCGAGGGCGUGGUCCGGGGCUUCGCGGCGCGGCAGGAGCCCGUCCCGCUCUCCUUCUUCGCGGUCGGGAGCUUCCCGGUCGACAACAACGUCCUCUUCCUCGCGCCCAAGGCGAACAUGUCCCUCCUCCAGCUGCAUUCCCAGCUGUGCGACGCGAUGAAGAAGGAGGGCGUCGAGGUUGGGGAGGAGUACCGCCCCGAGUCGUGGACCCCGUACUGCACGGUGGCGCAGGACGUGCCGAAGACGCGGAUGGCCGAGGGGUUCUGCGUGUUGAGGGACUUGAAGUUGCCCGUCGCCGGGUAUGGAGUGGAUAUUGGGUUAGUGGAGUUUUCGCCCGUUAGGGAGCUGUUCUCGUUUGUGCUAGGUAACACUGUAGAAGCAUGAGAUUUUGAGGAUACUCUUCUGUGAUCAGUUGAUAUGAAGAUUGAAUCGCAUGUUCUCUUCUGAACAUGGUGCAUUUAUUUAAUAUUGGGUUUAAAAACUCA
Syzygium oleosum is the source of this 980-nucleotide messenger RNA. RefSeq lists its product as uncharacterized. Lineage: Eukaryota; Viridiplantae; Streptophyta; Magnoliopsida; Myrtales; Myrtaceae. The coding region runs from base 328 to 879 and encodes 183 amino acids. The transcript has a single exon. The record is from RefSeq and is a predicted model, not a curated record.